AUGUCACAGCAGAAGCAACAAUCUUGGGGGCCUUCACAGGCUCCCAAGUGCUCUCCUCCCCAAGACUCACACCCCUCCCUGGCUCCCUGCUCUCGCCCUUGCUGUGCCCCCUGUUCAGGAGGCUGUGGCUCUGGUUCCCAAAGCUCCCGGACUCAGAGCCAGACUGGUGCUCGGAGGGCUAGCCGAGAGCCCCGCUGCCUCAGGGGUGGCACAGUCUACCACAUUAAAGAGGAGGAGUGCUGAGGAAACACCUUCAGGCCCCUAGCACUUAACAGAUGCAAGUAG
Miniopterus natalensis is the source of this 285-nucleotide messenger RNA. It is a transcript of the gene LCE6A, whose product is annotated as late cornified envelope 6A. Lineage: Eukaryota; Metazoa; Chordata; Mammalia; Chiroptera; Miniopteridae. The record is from RefSeq and is a predicted model, not a curated record.